This is a messenger RNA of Hydra vulgaris (swiftwater hydra), 455 nucleotides long. NCBI's taxonomy places the organism in Eukaryota, Metazoa, Cnidaria, Hydrozoa, Anthoathecata, Hydridae. The record is from RefSeq and is a predicted model, not a curated record.
UGAAAAAGGUUUUUAAACAACUGUUAGAAAUUAAAAAUAUGGUAAAGGAUCUUCAAAAUAUUUCUUCCGUUGUAUCCGAAGAUCUGCAAAUAAAUGCAUUGAGUUCAAUAGAACAACUUAUUGAGCUAGAUACUACGUUAAAUGACAGUGUCAUUUUUUCUAAAUGGCAGGUAUCGCAGAUAGCGAAAAUUGGUGGAGUCAACUUAAAAGAUAAUGUAAAACGUGUUAUUGAGCGGCUGUUAACAAUUGAGUUGCGCUGUUUGUUAAACAUGAAGGGGCAAACCGAUUUCACAAAAAAAUCUAAACAAAAGUUGGCUUUUUCAAAGACAAAAUUGUAUUGUGUUUUAGUUGAGAGUGUCUCAAAAAGAUACCCAGAUGAAGCAGGGAUAUAGGAAGCUGUAAAAUCAAUUCUGAAAUAUUCGUCAAUAAAUGUUUGUAGAAAGCAGAUUUCGAAA